GUUAUUUGUAAAUUCUCCCAUCAGGUUAGCGGUGACCACAAACAGCCCAAGUCCAAAACAGAUUCGAGUGCAUCAAUAAGCCCUGUAGGAUCUCUGAAGUGUGUGUGAGUGUUACAUACCAAUGCGCGAAAGCCGCGGAACAGUUGGAUCACCUGCGUAAUUGAAGAGCAGAUUGCAUUCCGCGAUGACAUCGAUAGUCACCUCAAAGCUGGGGAUGCUGCAGAAAAAGUUUGGGAGCGACACCAAUGCGGCGUUCUUGCGAGCGGCGAAGGCGGGGAACUGCGACCGAGUCUUGGAGUUUCUGGACCGGAAGACUGACAUCCACACGGCCAACCCGAUUGGACUGAACGCGUUGCACUUGGCGUCGAAAGAGGGCCAUGUAGACAUCGUGAAGGAACUGCUGAAGCGUGGUGCAAAUGUGAACACGGCGACGAAAAAGGGCAAUACUGCCCUGCACAUCGCAUCUUUGGGGGGCCAGCUGGAGGUCGUCAAGUUGCUCAUCCAGUAUGGGGCAGCUGUUAACAUGCAAUCGCAAAAUGGCUUCACCCCACUUUACAUGGCAGCGCAAGAGAAUCACGACCAAGUGGUGCGAUUUCUGCUCGCAUCGGGUGCCAAUCAAAGCAUCGGCACGGAGGAUGGAUUCACUCCGCUUGCCGUCGCACUGCAACAAGAGCACGAUAAGGUGGUUGCAGUGUUAUUGGAAAAUGACACGAAAGGAAAAGUUCGACUCCCCGCGCUACACAUUGCUGCGAAGAAAGACGACACCAAGGCUGCUGCGUUAUUACUUUCGAACGACCACAAUCCGGAUGUCACGAGCAAGAGCGGGUUCACCCCACUGCACAUCGCAGCCCAUUACGGAAAUGAAAACAUCGGGAAGUUGCUGAUCCAAAAGAAUGCCGAUGUCAACUACGCUGCGAAGCAUCAAAUCACGCCAUUGCACGUUGCUUCGAAAUGGGGUAAACUGAACACCGUGACGUUGCUUGUGGAGCACGGGGCAGACAUUGAAGCAAAAACUAGAGACGGACUGACGCCUUUGCAUUGUGCUGCUCGCUCUGGCCAUGAUUCAGUUGUGGAUUAUCUGCUCGAGCGAGGUGCACCUAUUUCGUCGAAAAGCAAAAAUGGAUUGACGCCACUGCACAUGGCAUCGCAAGGCGAUCACGUCGAUUCCGCGCGCAUUCUCCUCUAUCACAAGGCCCCCGUCGAUGAAGUGACCAUCGACUAUCUGACCGCAUUACAUGUAGCUGCCCACUGUGGUCACGUGCGAGUAGCGACACUCCUACUGGAGCGAAAAGCCGAUCCGAAUUCUCGAGCUCUCAAUGGAUUCACGCCAUUACACAUUGCAUGUAAAAAGAAUCGAAUGAAGGUCGUCGAACUGCUGUUGAAACACGGCGCCUCGAUUGAAGCCACCACUGAGAGUGGACUGACUCCUUUGCACGUGGCAGCGUUUAUGGGAUGCAUGAACAUCGUGAUUUAUCUGAUACAACGUGGCAGCAAUCCGGAUGUCCCGACAGUCCGCGGGGAAACACCACUUCAUCUUGCAGCUCGAGCGAAUCAAACCGACAUCAUCCGUAUCCUUCUCAGGAACGGCGCCCAGGUUGAUGCGCGAGCGAGGGAACAGCAAACACCGCUGCACAUCGCCGCCCGACUCGGAAACGUUGACAUUGUCGUGCUGUUGUUGCAGCACGGUGCGUCAGUGGACGCCAUAACAAAGGACAUGUACACUGCUCUGCACAUCGCAGCCAAAGAAGGACAGGAGGAGGUGGCAGCUGUGUUACUGGACGAGAACGCUUCCGUGACAGCAACGACGAAGAAGGGCUUCACCCCAUUGCAUCUGGCAGCCAAAUACGGGAAUUUGAAAGUGGCCCGGCUGCUGCUCUCCCGUGCUGCCCCCGUAGAUGCGCAAGGCAAGAACGGCGUCACCCCGCUGCACGUGGCGAGCCAUUAUGACCACCAGAAUGUGGCCCUGCUAUUGCUGGACAACGGUGCAUCGCCGCACGCAGCUGCCAAAAAUGGCUACACACCUUUGCACAUUGCUGCCAAGAAGAAUCAAAUGGACAUUGCGAACAUGUUGUUGGAGUACCAGGCGAAGACUAACACUGAGAGCAAGGCGGGUUUCACGCCGUUGCAUCUCGGUGCGCAGGAGGGUCACGUGGACAUGUGCCACUUGCUGAUUGAGCAUGGAGCUGAGGUCAACUACAAGGCCAAGAAUGGAUUAACUGCAAUGCAUCUGUGUGCUCAGUAUGACGCCGUCAAUGCCGCUACGAUUCUUGCGCAGGCUGGUGCCAGUAUCAACGAAAAGACAAAGGCUGGCUACACGCCACUCCAUGUGGCGUGUCAUUUUGGACAAGUUGGCAUGGUGAGGUUCUUGCUCAGCCACGGAGCCGAAGUGAACACCGCCACGUCUUUGGGCUAUACACCAUUGCAUCAGGCCGCGCAACAAGGACAUACUCUUGUAAUCACGUUGCUUCUCGAGAACAAAGCGUCACCGAACGCAAUCACAAACCAAGGACAAACGGCGUUAUCCAUUGCCCAGAAGCUGGGCUAUGUGAGUGUCGUGGAAACUUUGAAAGUUGUGACAGAAACAAUAGUAACGACAACGACGACGACUAUCACAGAAGAGAAAUAUCGCGUAGUUGCUCCGGAAACAAUGCAAGAAACUUUCAUUUCCGACGAAGAGGAUGAAGCCGGCGAGGAUGUAAUGGACUCCGCGUUUGGGAAACCGACUCACGCGCAGCAUGUGUACUUGCCUUAUUACGAAGGGCAGAUGCUGCUGACAAGAGACGAUGCUGUAGUUGGUGACCAGUCAUUCCGGUAUCUCACGGUAGAUGAGAUGAAGUUGUUGGGUGAUGACUCUAUGAAGAUUGACGUGACGCGAGACGAACGAAGCGAAAGGAUGGACAUGAGUUUUGACAGAGAAGGUGGGCUUGAAGACAGCAUCAUCAGCCCGAUAAAAAGUAAGGAGCAGUAUGCCCAGUUCACCGGUGACUAUGCUCCCGAUAACGUGCAGAUUUCUCGUCAGCCGAUCGUCUCUGGGUUCCUCGUGAGCUUCAUGGUGGAUGCGCGUGGAGGUGCGAUGCGUGGUUGCCGUCACUCUGGCGUCCGCGUGAUCGUGCCGCCGCGGAAGGCGCCGAUGCCGAUGCGAAUCACGUGCAGGUAUUUGAAGAAGGACAAACUCAUACAUCCGCCGCCGUUGAUGGAGGGCGAGGUUCUCUGCUCACGGAUCCUGGAAAUGGGCCCUGCUGGGGCCAAGUUCCUUGGUCCCGUCAUCAUCGAGGUGCCGCACUUCGCCUCGCUGCGCGGACGCGAGCGUGAAAUCUCCAUCUUGCGCUCCAACGACGGCGACACUUGGAAAGAACACUCGCUGGACACGUCGGAAGAAGCCGUGCAGGAAGUGCUGAAUGAAUCGUUUGAUGGCGAGGACCUCGCCGCGCUCGAGGACCUCAACACGCACCGCAUCACGCGCAUUCUCACCACCGACUUCCCGCAGUACUUCGCCAUCGUGUCUCGUGUGCGCCAGGAGAUCCACGCCAUUGGGCCCGAAGGCGGCAUUGUGUCCUCGUCGGUCGUGCCGCAGGUCCAGGCCGUGUUCCCCCAGGGUGCACUCACCAAACGGAUCAAAGUCGGCUUGCAGGCGCAACCCGUCCCACCGGAGCUUGUGGCCAAGCUGCUGGGCAACGGAGUGGCAGUCUCACCGAUUGUGACGGUCGAACCGCGACGGCGCAAGUUCCACACGGGCAUCAACCUCACGAUCCCGGUUCCCCAGGCUGCGCAGAAAGGCAUGAUCAAUCAGUAUUCCGGCGAAGCCCCGACCCUUCGACUCCUAUGUAGCAUCACAGGUGGCACGAACAAAGCUCAGUGGGAAGACGUCACGGGCUCAACGCGGUUAACCUUCGUCAAUGACUGUGUCUCUUUCACCACAAACAUCUCUGCUCGCUUUUGGCUCAUUGACUGCAGGAACAUUGCCGAAGCGGGUAAAAUGGCCAUGGAUCUUUACAAAGAAGCGAUUCACGUACCAUUUAUGGCCAAAUUUGUCGUUUUUGCGAAGAGACAUGAUCCCGAAGAAGGUCGACUGAGAGUAUUCUGCAUGACUGAUGAUAAGGAAGAGAAAACUUUGGAACAUCAAGAACAUUUCGUUGAGGUUGCGAAGAGCAGAGACGUAGAGGUUUUAGAAGGGAAACCGCAGUACAUUGAAUUCGGUGGGAAUCUCGUGCCAGUAACCAAAAGUGGGGACCAGCUGAAGCUGAUGUUCGAAGCUUUCCGGGAAAAUCGAUUGCCAUUCACGGUGCGAGUGAAAGACAACAGUUCCGAAGCUGUGGGGCGAAUUGCAUUCAUGCGUGAACCCAAAGUCGGUCGUGGCAAUCCACCGCAGGUACCCAUAUGCAAUCUCAAUAUCGUCUUGCCAACCACCAUUAGCCCUGAGAAAACCCCAUCGGAGUCCGAUCUCUUGGAAAUCACGAAAAAAUACUCAUUGAUGCGCACUGGUGGACUGGUUACCAACAACAUAAGCAGAAAAUUCGACGUAAUUGCAGAAGACAACAUUCACAAAGCUGAAUUCCAGCUGAAAGAGAUGUGUUCGUUGCUGCAACAAGACUGGGUACCCUUGGCUCGUGAACUCGGUAUUUCCGAGUCCGACAUCCAAGUGAUUCAAGAAGCAUACCCGCACAACAUGGAACAACAGGCACUGGUGUCAAUCCACCUUUGGCGCCAACGCGCUGGCAACACCGCUACCGGCAAUACUCUGGAGCAGAGUCUUGUCAACAUCCACCGUGAAGACAUUGUCAAGCAAUGUAUUGCGAACGUGGAACUAGUGACGGAUGACUUGGAGCGUGCCGUGGCGCGAGUCAGGCUCGACCAGGCCGGCUUUGAUGUCUUCAAAGACGAACUUGGUCCAUCUCGAGAUGCGUCCCUCAAGCGCAACGCCUGUCUUGACGCGUCCUACGAAGAGCAGGACAUGGUCAAGGAGUCGGAGUCUGCAGGCGAGGAGGAAGAUGAUAAUGAAGCAAAAAUCAAACACAAGGUCUCCUUCACCGAGCCAGCUGCCAGUGAUAUGCUCAUUGAAAACGCGAGCGCUUGUAUAGUUGAGGAGGUGGAGACUGAGGCAGAGAAUGCGGUUGAACAACGGCGUUUGUCAUCACCGCAUGUCAAGUUCAGCGAUGAAAUCCUCACCAUUCCAUUGACUUCUGAGGGAGACGAGUUGGACGAGUCGCUGCUGACUCCAGAGUAUGCUGCUGAGAUGGAAGAAGGUGCGGGAGACGAAAGCCGCGACGAAGAAAUUCUCGGCAUUUCCCGAGUCAGUCCGAAACCGGAUUUCUCGGAUGCCGAACUUGAAAUACUUGACGAAGAACUGCAGCAAAGAAUAGCGCAGAUCCCGAUCCCGCAGAUUCAUCUCAGUAGCCCGGUGCUUGAUGAUGAGGAAGAAAUCGAAGUCUGCACGCAGGCUGUUGCUUUAGGCUCUGAAGCACCGGCCUGUCAUUCCCCUGUGCAAGAAGAAGAGUUCCGAAGAGUAGUGCGUCGCGUGGACUCGAUCCCUGACGAGGAUAUUAGAACAGACGCGCUUCCUGAGGCGAAGCAAGAUUUAUUGGACGAGAUGACGCAGCUUUUGCUGUUGGAGGAGCAAGAGCAGCAGCAGCAGCGAAAACUGAGCAGUGGAGAGAAAACGCGUCAGAUUGACUCUCCCGAAGGAAUGAUCGUCGAAGAGCCGGUCAUGCGAAAAACAGAAAGAGACGGGCAGCCCGUUCGAACAGAAGAAAUUGUUGUUUCGAGCAAAAUUUUGCACCAGACUUCACCCGCAGGUUACAUCGAUACGCUGCAAUGUGAUGAUGAGUUGCAAGCAGUCGCCGAAGAAGACGAGGAUGAGGUGCAUGCCACAGAAGGAGUAUAUGGACCGUUUCGCAGUGGAUAUGAGCUGGAUUUGGUGCCGACGGGAGAAGGGAUUGAUUGCUCACCCGUCAUUGAUGAAAUCCACAUUGAAAGUCUGGAGCCUUUAAACGUGGCCGGUUCGGAAGUCGAGUUUGACUCGUUUUUACCGAUGCCAGACGCAUCUGAGCACUUCGCAUUAAAGGAACAAGUGCCGAAGGAAAUCAAAUCCAUAGAAUUGCAGUCUGAGGCUAGUUUAGAGCCGCGUGUCCCAGUGUUCUCAACUGACGACGUCGUAAAAAUUACCGUUUCGCAAGAAAAGCUUGAGACUUGCGUGGAGGAGGUGAUGGUCCGGGAGUCGAUCUCAGUCGCACCCGUAAGCCCGGUGCAGCUGUGUCCAUUGAGCGCCGGUAUCUACGAAGGAGAGAUUUGCGUUGGUGGACUCGUGCCAGUGGAUGGCGGGGCAGAAUCUUGGGACAGUCCACUUUGCUCUCGAUUGAUUCCCUCCAUUUCUUCGUGUCGGGAUGCGUUUUCUGGCUCAGAUGACUAUGCGGAACAACCCGAGAAACCCGAAGAGACAGCUGAUCGAGAUAUGGACGGAAUGUGCAUGGAAUUGAGUGAGGAGCAGUGGGCCACAGCCGGGGAGGAAAACGGUGGUUCCAAGUCGAGCCAAGACUCUUACCGCGUGGACGAGCAGUCUCUGUCCGGGCUUUGCCUCGACAACGGCAACGAGCGCUUGCCGAGCUCAGCCGGAAACACUACCUGUUCAGAGUCCCUGCUAGAAGUCAGUAGUGCACCCUUGACGAGGCCCCAACACUGGGUGCACUUGAAACCCGUCACCAUCCAAUCCGAGUCCUGGCACUCGUCCGGGGAAGACUUGUCGAGCGGGGACGAAGACCCGGAGCCGGACGAGGGCCGGGCCAUUAAAGCCCAGGUCAAGCUGUUUGUCAAAGGUCGAGAAAGCGGGAAAGACGCUGUCGAGAUCCGGAGUAUCCGGGAGUUUGUUGACUGGGGCGAUGAGAACCGGGCCGGAGCUGGGGUUGGAUGGGUGGGUGGAAAGCACGUCCAAGUUCUGACCCCCAGACCGGGGUCCAAGUCAGGCAAGCCCGGGGAUCCGUUCGUAAUCAGAGAACGCAGUCAAGAAGUUGAGUUCGGCUUGGGUGCCCAGCGUGAGCCAUCGUUGAUCACUGGAUCCCCUGAAGCAGAGGAUUAUUUUAGGCAGUUCGCGUGGCAACGAGGGUGUCUUCCAGAAACCUUUACUGUGCCUGUUAAUCGGGUCCCUCCGAUCAUUGCACUCACGGUGCAAGACCACGAUUGCGGUGGGAAUAGGCGGGAAGUGUGUUCGAGUUUUGAGAAUUUGUACGAUGAAGCCGAGUUAGAAAUGGUUCCUGGGAAUAUUCCGAUGGGACAAGAGCAGCCUGGUUGCCGGAUACUGGGACAGCUCUACUCUCAAGUCCCUGACAUGAAUUCAAGUUACGAGAAUUUGUAUAUGACCUCCGGGGAAGAUCCUUUCGCACAUGAGGAUUCAGAGUUCAGCAGAAUGACGGUGUUUCCAGGUAGAGAUCCCUCGCCUUUGCAAGCAGACGCGUUUUCUAAUCCGUGCACUGUUUGUGCUGCUGCUUCAUGCGCUCUGACGGAGAGCCUAGAGGAAGAGGAAGAUGACCUCACGGUUAAAAGUACUCAUGGCUACACUGUGACUACAUUUUCGAACCCUAUGACCGGUGAAGACCCGUUGCUGGAUGAUGAUGAAAUGCCCUGGAACCCAACCGUAGAGCCUCUCUUGCCUGAGCAUGAUGAUUUGACCAUGAAUGGAAAAUGUCAACAAUACAACUCCAAUUUGAGAUCGCGAUCUUCCUCCAGCUCAUCAUCAUCGUCUUCGUCCUCGUCCUCUGAUAGUAGCAGUUCCCAUGAAGUACAGGGGGAUUCAAACAUUCCGAAUGCCGCAGUAGCAGGAGAGAACCGAGGUUUGAGAUUUGUUUGA
Notodromas monacha is the source of this 7837-nucleotide messenger RNA. NCBI's taxonomy places the organism in Eukaryota, Metazoa, Arthropoda, Ostracoda, Podocopida, Cyprididae. The record is from the annotation of a GenBank genome assembly.